UUAAGAUCCUGGCGUCUCAAUACGGGCUCUGAUGAAGAAGCCAGCCUAGAGAGGGGAUCACUCCUAAUAAUAAUAAUAAUAGUGAUAGUAAGAGGGGGAGCCCGUGACCCGGCAGUCACACUGCCCUAUGCAGACACGGUUGCCGCGUGCAGCUCACACGGUCGCGGAGGAGGGAGGUUCCCUGUCGGCCGCCGUAGCCCGGGCGUUGUGUGAGGCAGCAGGCCGCAGAGCCCAGUCACCCCCCGGCCCCGCUGUUACCGACCAAUGAGCGAGGCGGCGGGAGCUGGAGACUAACUCCCGGGUGGCCGCCAUUGCUCGGGGUUCUCCCGGCUCCGUGACGGUUAUCGAGCAGCCAUUAUCCGGCAGCCCCCCUUCCUCUCAGUGAAGGCCCGGGGAGCAGCUGUCCGUCCCGCACUCCCCCCCCUCACAGCGCCGACAUUGGGCGAAUAGCGAGCAAAUACGUCCGGGUAUCCCUGCCGCCGCCCCCGUCAGCCCCUCUCCCAGCAAACCCCCAGCAGCCGGCGGGGAAGGAGCAGGCUGCCGCCGCUGCGCAGGCCGUGUCCAGGCCGUUCUCCGCCCCGUUCCCGCUGGGCCCGCAGCCCAAGGCGGCGCAGCGAGCAGGACUGACGGAGACCGAACACAGCGGUAUGAACCACCAUCACCACUCACAGCAGCAGAAACCUGGGGAGCAGCAGCUCAGCGAGCCCGAGGACAUGGAGAUGGAAGCUGGAGACCCAGAUGACCCCCCAAGAGUCACUCCAAACCCUGUCAUUAAUGGUAACGUUUCUAUGGCAGAUGGUCAUAACAAUACAGAAGAGGAUAUGGAAGAUGAUACUAGCUGGCGGUCAGAAGCUACGUUUCAGUUUACAGUGGAACGCUUUAGCCGACUGAGUGAAUCUGUGCUAAGUCCUCCCUGCUUUGUACGAAAUUUACCAUGGAAAAUUAUGGUAAUGCCAAGGUUUUAUCCGGAUAGGCCACACCAGAAAAGUGUGGGAUUCUUCCUUCAAUGCAAUGCAGAAUCAGAUUCAACGUCAUGGUCCUGUCAUGCGCAGGCAGUGCUGAAGAUAAUAAAUUACAAGGAUGAUGACAAAUCAUUUAGCCGUCGAAUUAGUCACUUGUUCUUUCACAAGGAGAACGAUUGGGGUUUUUCCAACUUCAUGGCAUGGAGUGAAGUUACAGAUCCAGAGAAAUGCUUUAUAGAGGAUGACAAAGUGACAUUUGAAGUUUAUGUGCAGGCUGAUGCUCCUCAUGGUGUAGCCUGGGAUUCAAAGAAACAUACUGGCUAUGUUGGUCUGAAGAACCAAGGAGCAACCUGUUACAUGAACAGUUUAUUACAAACAUUAUUCUUUACAAAUCAACUUCGAAAGGCUGUUUAUAUGAUGCCUACAGAAGGUGAUGACUCCUCUAAGAGUGUUCCAUUAGCGCUACAGCGUGUAUUUUAUGAACUGCAACACAGCGACAAACCAGUUGGAACUAAAAAGCUAACUAAAUCUUUUGGGUGGGAAACACUCGACAGCUUUAUGCAACAUGAUGUCCAGGAAUUAUGUAGAGUGUUACUUGAUAAUGUGGAAAAUAAAAUGAAAGGAACAUGCGUAGAAGGAACCAUACCAAAAUUAUUCAGAGGAAAGAUGGUGUCAUAUAUACAAUGCAAACAUGUGGACUACCGCUCUGAAAGAAUAGAGGAUUACUAUGACAUUCAAUUAAGUAUAAAAGGGAAAAAAAACAUAUUUGAGUCUUUCAUUGACUAUGUGGCAGUGGAGCAGCUAGAUGGCGAUAACAAAUAUGAUGCAGGGGAACACGGUUUGCAGGAAGCUGAAAAAGGUGUGAAAUUUCUAACUUUACCACCGGUGUUACAUCUUCAACUAAUGAGAUUCAUGUAUGACCCUCAGACUGACCAAAAUAUCAAGAUCAACGACAGGUUUGAGUUUCCAGAACAGUUGCCACUUGACGAAUUUCUGCAAAAACCAGAUGCCAAGGAUCCAGCAAACUAUAUUUUACAUGCUGUAUUGGUUCACAGCGGUGACAACCAUGGAGGGCACUACGUAGUUUAUUUGAAUCCUAAAGGAGAAGGCAAAAUUACUACUGGAGGAAUUUACAGUGACGUAUGUGAUCAGGAUGAUAAAGGCAAUGGAAAGUGGUGUAAAUUUGAUGACGACGUAGUCUCAAGAUGUACAAAAGAAGAAGCAAUUGAGCAUAAUUAUGGAGGACAUGAUGACGACUUGUCUGUUCGACACUGCACUAAUGCAUAUAUGUUGGUUUACAUAAGAGAAUCCAAGCUUAGUGAGGUUUUACAAGCUGUAACAGAUCAUGAUAUCCCCCAUCAGCUUGUUGAGAGGCUUCAAGAAGAAAAAAGAAUAGAAGCUCAGAAGAGAAAGGAGAGACAGGAAGCCCAUCUGUAUAUGCAAGUACAGAUUGUUGCGGAGGACCAGUUUUGCGGCCACCAAGGCAAUGACAUGUAUGAUGAGGAGAGGGUGAAAUACACUGUGUUCAAAGUAUUAAAAAAUUCUCCUCUGGCAGAGUUUGUCCUAAAUCUUUCACAGACUAUGGGCUUUCCACAGGAUCAGAUCCGGCUAUGGCCUAUGCAAGCUAGAAGUAAUGGAACGAAAAGACCAGCGAUGUUGGAUUAUGAAGCAGAUUGCAGCAAAACUAUGAUUGAACUCAGUGACAAUGAAAAUCCUUGGACAAUAUUUUUGGAAACUGUUGAUCCAGAAAUGGCUGCUAGUGGUGCAACACUUCCCAAGUUUGACAAAGAUCAUGAUGUCAUGUUGUUUCUGAAAAUGUAUGAUCCAAAGAGUCGAAGUUUGAACUAUUGCGGGCAUAUAUACACACCUAUUUCCUGUAAAAUACGUGAUCUUCUACCAGUUAUGUGUGAAAGAGCUGGAUUUCCUCAAGGAACUGAUCUUAUCCUCUAUGAGGAAGUAAAACCCAAUUUAACAGAGAGAAUUCAAGAUUAUGAUGUGUCGCUUGAUAAAGCGUUGGAUGAGCUUAUGGAUGGUGAUAUUAUAGUGUUUCAAAAAGAUGAUCAGGAGAAUGAUAACAGUGAAUUGCCUACUGCAAAAGAGUACUUCCGAGACCUUUACCACCGUGUAGAUGUAAUAUUUUGUGACAAAACAAUUCCAAAUGAUCCUGGAUUUGUUGUUACAUUGUCCAAUAGAAUGAACUACUCACACGUUGCAAAAACUGUUGCACAGCGACUAAACACUGAUCCAAUGCUUCUACAAUUUUUCAAAUCACAAGGUUACAGAGAUGGUCCAGGAAAUCCACUUAGGCAUAAUUACGAAGGGACAUUAAGAGACCUUCUACAGUUUUUCAAGCCAAGGCAACCCAAGAAACUAUACUAUCAACAGCUUAAAAUGAAAAUCACAGACUUUGAAAACAGAAGAAGUUUCAAAUGUAUAUGGUUAAAUAGUCAAUUUAGAGAAGAGGAAAUAACACUAUAUCCAGAUAAACAUGGUUGUGUACGAGAUCUUUUAGAAGAAUGUAAAAGAAAUGUUGAACUCUCUGAGAAGGGAUCCGGUAAACUGAGAUUACUAGAAAUUGUAAGCUACAAAAUAAUUGGUGCUCACCAGGAGGAAGAACUAUUGGAAUGCUUAUCCCCUGCAACAAGUCGAACAUUUCGGAUAGAGGAAAUACCUUUGGACCAGGUAGAGAUAGACAAAGAAAAUGAGAUGUUGAUUUCUGUGGCACAUUUUCACAAAGAGGUGUUUGGCACAUUUGGAGUUCCAUUUUUGCUAAGGAUACAACAGGGGGAACCCUUCAGAGAAGUAAUGAAGAGGAUCCAAGCUAUGUUGGAGAUACAGGAAAAGGAGUUUGAAAAGUUCAAAUUUGCCAUUGUAAUGAUGGGGCGUCACCAGUAUAUAAAUGAAGAGGAUUAUGAAGUCAGCUUGAAAGACUUUGAGCCACAGCCUGGCAAUAUGUCCCACCCUAGGCCUUGGCUGGGCCUUGAUCACUUCAAUAAAGCCCCAAAGAGAAGUCGCUACACUUACCUUGAGAAAGCAAUUAAAAUCCAUAACUGACUCAACUUACCAAGUAUCCAAGGCAAGAGACAAAUAACUGUGUGCACCUUUUUAACAACGCUAAAACUUUGGUACAAGUGCACUAUAUCUGAUAUCUACAGCAAGAGGAUUUGCUGCUGAUGUUAAUUUUAUUUUGUUGAGGCUGUUCCGUUUGGCUUCUCUGUAUCUAUUGACUGCUGUUUGAAGAAAAUGAACAUGUUUUUAUACAGCUUGAAUGUCACUUAAAGGGGGUUUGUGAUAAAAGUAAAGCAUGGCCCGAGCCUGGAAAGUAAGGGAGGAAGUAGAGCAAAUGUCCACAGUUUGUGCAUUCAAGAUUUUGUAUGAAGCAUAAAGGUUGCUGUCUGCCUGCCAACCCACAUGUUUUGCAAUCAUUGCAGCAAAUAAUGUUUUAUGUUUACUCUCACAACAGGUUUCCUCUUCUUCAAAUCACAAAGUUGUGCAUUUGUAAAAUUGAAAAACAUCACUUCAGUAAAUGGCAAUCUCAAGUUGUGUACAUUGUUGGCACCUUUUUGGAAAGAAAAAAAAAGUUUAAUGCCAUUGCACAAUCUCUUCAUACUGUGUCUUUCUUCUUUGUUAUUAAACCAGUUAUUAGCAAACUGUCCCAGAAGCAAAAUACUGAGUUUUACGUGCAAAUAAGUUAGACACUCAAGUUGACAGAAUAUAUAUAUAUAUAUAUAUGCUGCACAUUUGUGUGUAUAUAGUUGUUAAUGAUUGGGGCAAAAAAAAAAUGCUGUUGACAGCCUUUGAGAACAGAGGGCAUGCUCACUUGUCUUUAGUAGGAUAACUUUGUACAAAAACUACAGACCUAAAGUACAAAUGUAUAUUUAAUGAAAAUGUACAAAUGAACACACAGAUUCAUAUUGUUGGGUGGUUAUAAAAGUAUUUCACUGAUGUUGAUAUUCAUGGUGUGUAGUUUUAUUUCCUUUUCACAUGUCCCUCUGUUUCUCUUUAAUUUAAUAUUUGUUUAAAGGCAGCAGCUUUGUAUAGUUUAAGUGCAGUUAAUAGAUUACAGCCGUUCAACUUAAUUUUACAUUAUUUCAGUCUUUUAUGAGUUUCCUUCUUCCUGUAGCAGCACUGUACAUCUCUACCUGUAUAUUGCCUUUUUGCUGGAAAAUGUUGUCUUGAAUAAAGUUUUCUAUAAAAGUGCAA
This is a messenger RNA of Pelobates fuscus (common spadefoot toad), 5165 nucleotides long. RefSeq names its product ubiquitin specific peptidase 7 (gene USP7). Gene Ontology annotation, molecular function: protein binding; cysteine-type deubiquitinase activity. Bases 648 to 4016 code for a protein of 1122 amino acids. The record is from RefSeq and is a predicted model, not a curated record. Lineage: Eukaryota; Metazoa; Chordata; Amphibia; Anura; Pelobatidae. The transcript has 32 exons. Gene Ontology annotation, cellular component: cytosol; nucleus. Gene Ontology annotation, biological process: protein deubiquitination; regulation of protein stability.